Physcomitrium patens is the source of this 12126-nucleotide messenger RNA. Its product is annotated as E3 ubiquitin-protein ligase UPL1. Lineage: Eukaryota; Viridiplantae; Streptophyta; Bryopsida; Funariales; Funariaceae. Gene Ontology annotation, cellular component: cytoplasm. Gene Ontology annotation, molecular function: protein binding; ubiquitin protein ligase activity. The record is from RefSeq and is a predicted model, not a curated record. Gene Ontology annotation, biological process: ubiquitin-dependent protein catabolic process; protein polyubiquitination.
GGAGGGGGGGGUGGAGUUGUGAGAGGGGACGGUGUAAGCGAGGGAUCAUUGACAUGCGUGGUAGAUAGGUGGUGGUGUAAGCGGUUUGGGGUAGCAACUUGGCCGACAUGAAGGUGAAGAAGAAGCGGGGCGUUGAGCCGCCUCCGAAAGUGAAGGCUUUCAUCAGUACUGUCGUAAAUACGCCAUUGGAAAAUAUCGAUGUGCCUCUCAGGAGGUUUAGUUGGGAUUACGAAAAGGGGGAGUUUCAUCAUUGGGUGGACCUGUUCAAUCACUUUGAGCUCUUCUUUGAACAGCAUGUAAAGUCAAGAAAGGACUUGCAAUUGGAAGGCGAUUUUUUGGAUGGGGAUGGUCCAUUUCCCAAAGAAGCUGUACUGCAAGUUCUCAGGGUCACACGCAUCAUAUUAGAAAACUGCGUGAACAAAUACCUUUAUAAUAGUAAUGAGCAUGUGUCAUUGCUAUUUGCUUCAACGGAUCCGGACAUAGUUAUUGCAGCUUUGCAAACCUUAGCAGCGUCCGUGAAGAAACCUGUUCAGUCAAAUCGGACUUUGCGGUGGCAAGGAGAUGCAACCCUCAAUGCUUGUUUGUUCUCUUUGUCACAAGGCUGGGGUGGCAAGGAAGAGGGACUAGGUUUACUGGCGUGUGCUAUGGAUAACGGCUGUGAUGCCAAUGCUUGUAAAUUAGGGUCUACUGUUCACUUCGAGUUUUAUGCAGAAUCUGAUUCAUCUUCCUCUCAUGGUGAGACCAACGCUCCUGGACUUAAAGUUAUACACAUUGUGGACCUUCAUCUUCGACCGGAGGGAGAUCUUCAGUUACUCAAACUGUUAGUCGAUCAAUACCAAGUGCCUUCUCACCUUAGAUUUUCUCUCCUUACCCGCAUUCGUUUUGCUAGAGCAUUUGCAAACAUUGAAUCCAGGAGGCAGCACAUACGCAUAAGGUUGCUCGCGUUUACGGUACUUCUUCAGUCAAAUCCCGAUCACGAAGACCUUACUGCUUUUUUCAUAAAUGAGCCAGAAUUUGUGGAUGAAUUAGUGACUGUAUUACGAUACGAGGAUACUGUUCCUGAAGAUAUCCGGCUUUUGGCAAUUCUAGCGUUGGCGGCCCAGUCACAGGACAGGCCCCGACAAACGAAUGUGUUGAGCGUUAUUAGUGCAGGCGGUCACCGUGGCAUUCUACCUAGCCUUAUGCAGAAAGCCAUUGGAUCGAUCACGGAGGGAUCGUCUGGAUGCUCUGUUGCAUUUGUGGAAGCACUUCUCUUCUUGGUCACUGUUCUUGUUUCAUCCUCAUCUGGAUGUGCUGCCUUAAGAGAGGCUGGGUUGAUUCCAACUCUUCUUCCUCUUCUGAAGGAUAUGGAUCCGCAACACACACACUUGGUUAGUGCCGCUGUACAUAUAUUGGAGGCUUUUAUGGACUACAGCAACCCAGCGGGCACUCUGUUCCGAGAUUUGGGUGGGUUAGGUGAUACCGUUGCGAGGUUAAAAGUAGAAGUAUCGCGUGUAGAAGAGGGGGUCAGGUUCGAAAGAGAAGAGUUAAAGGCGGGCAGCAAGGGCAAGACUGCGAUGUCUUAUACUCCGCUUUAUCAAUUGGGCUAUGAGGAUGUAGAUUCUCAAUCUGCGCAAGUGACAGGACAAGCAGAGACUCUUAUACCCUAUCACCAAAGGUUACUGCUGAAGGCAUUGUUACGUGCUAUUGCUCUUGGCACCUAUGCUCCAGGAAACUCUGCAAGGCUACCCAUUUCAGAAGAGAGCGCCUUGCCGUACUGCCUUCAAACUAUUUUUAGGCAUGCGAAGGAGUUUGGAGGCGGUGUUUUUUCGUUGGCAGCAUCAGUCAUGAGUGAUCUUAUACACAAGGAUCCGACCUGCUUUGCUACAUUGGAUGCUGCUGGGCUUCCGGCAGCCUUCCUAGAUGCUAUUACGUCUGGUGUGCUUCCGUCUUCAGAAGCAGUUGGAUGUAUACCAAACAGCUUGGAUGCCUUGUGCUUGAAUAACUCAGGCCUGCAGGCAGUUAAAGAUCGGAAUGCUCUUGGUUGUUUUGUCAAAAUUUUCACAUCGAAAGUGUAUUUACGAGCUCUUGCAAAUGACACUCCUGGAUCUUUAGCUUCAGGCCUGGAUGAGCUGCUGCGACAUGCACCUUCACUGAGAGUUCCGGGAAUCGAUAUGUGUAUCGAGAUUUUAAAGACCAUUGCAGCUAUUGGUGGUGCGCCAAGUGAACCGGCUGUACUUGUAAAUGCUUCUGAUUCCGGUAAUGUAGAUGCACCUGUGCCGAUGGAUACAGAUGUUGAGGAAAGACCCAGUACUACAGCAGACCAUCUUUCAAGACCAUCAGUUUCUCCUCUGCAGCUGCAAGAUUCUGGCGCCGAUAUCAAUCUGGAAACUUUCUUGCCCGAGUGUAUAAACAAUGCUGUGCGGCUGUUGGAAACAAUACUGCAGAAUGCAGAUACCAGUCGUGUCUUUAUAGAGAAAAAUGGAAUCCAGGCUCUGCUACAGCUUUAUACUCUUCCGCAUUUACCAGUAUCUUUCGGAGGCUCCUCUAUAGCACAUAACAUGUCUGUUACGUUUCGUGCAUUCUCCCCACAACAUUCAGCCGCACUUACCCGAGCAGUUUGUGAUGCUCUCAAAGAUCAUUUGCAGGCAACACUGGAUCAGCUCAAACUCCUAUCAGGAACAAAACUUUCCGAUCUAGACAGCGGAGUAAGAAACAAAGUUGUUCGUUCCCUGUCUGCUGCAGAGUGCUAUUUGUCUCUGUCUUCAGUCUUGGUGCGUAGCUCAAACGCUAUGAUGUCUCAAUUGAGCGAUGGAGCUGCGGAAGCACUCAACAAUGUUGGGACGGUUCACAGGGAGGUUCUAUGGCAGCUAGCGUUGGUCGAUGAUGCAAAGGUGGAGCCAAAGAAGGAAUCUGAAGUUGGUAGCACUGACGCUGCUAGUGUAGGAGUCGGAGUAGCGACGAGAGAAAGCGAGGAAGGGACUGAGCCUUAUCCGGUGGUUAGGUAUGUAAAUCCUGUACAGAUCCGGAACGGACCUUCUUCUCACUGGGGUGUUGAACCCGAGUUCUUACCUGUGCUGCACGCAAACGAUGGACCUCACCGAAGGACCCGCAGAGAACACGCAGCCAAUACUGAAGCUCUUACUCAGAUUGCUCGUCUUGGUCGAUUGGCUCGCCAAGCAGAUGCUACUCAUGUUGAUACAGAGAGCGCUGCUGGUCUUUCAGAGACUUCUCCAGCUGUAGAUGCAGCCAAACGGAAAUCUCCCGAGUCGAUGAACUAUGACAUGAUGACCAGGUUGACAGCAGCUGCACGGGGUCUGUAUGUGGCAUUAGGAAAAGCCAUGUUAAUGCCAUCGCGUAGAAGAGAGGAAACUGUGUCUAUAUCAGGUCCUGCUAAAACGGUUGCUGGAACCCUCGCAAAGCUACUUCGUGAAAAUCUUAGCUUCAGCGGGCAUGGGGAGGGUUCUGAACUAGAAUCCACUGUUUCAGUGAAAUGUCGAUACUUGGGGAAAGUAGUGGAAGAUGUUUUGGCGGUAGUAUUCGAUAGUAGACGAAGAACCUGCAACACUGUCUUGUUGAAUAAUCUCUAUGGACAUGGAACAAUAACAGAGCUCUUAAAAACUUUUGCUGCCACAAGCCAAUUGUUAUGGACUUUGCCUCAAAGUUCUGGAGGUUCCUCAAUGGAAAGUGAGAGUGCAAAGUCGAAGGCUGAAAGGCCUGAAGAUAAAUCAGCGGCCAAUUCCUGGCUUAUGGAUACAUUGCGAAGCUACGCCCGUUUGAUGGAGCACCUUGUUACUUCCUCGCUGUUGUUGACUCCUUCCUCAAUGGCACAAGUAUUGCUACAGCCUGUGGCUGGUGCAUCAGAGCCACUAGCCAAGGAUCCUGAGGCCUUUGUUCGGAGUUUGCAAGCUCAAGUUUUGGAAGUUAUAUUACCCGUGUGGAAUCAUCCUCACUUUGCACAAUGUAGUGCGACCUUCAUCACAUUAAUAGCCUCUAUCAUCACGCACGUCUACACAGGUGUUGGAGAUACAAAGAUAAGUCGUCCUGGAGGUGGCGCUAGCGCAGGGGCCCGUCUGCCGGGGCCUCCUCCUGAUGAAUCAGCUAUUUCGUCGAUUGUGGAAAUGGGUUUUUCACGCCCUAGGGCAGAAGAAGCACUUCGUCGUGUUGGAGAAAACAGCACAGAACUGGCUGUGGAGUGGCUAUUUAGCAAUCCGGAGGUGGCAGCCCAGGAAGAUGAUGAGUUAGCACGAGCAUUAGCAUUGUCACUGGGUAGCGAUGCUCCACCUAAGGAAGAAUCAGGUGUAGACAACCAGGAGAAAGGACCCGUUGUCGAUCACGAAAUUAGCGAAGUUCCCCCAGUUGAGGAUAUGUUGUUGACAUGCAUGAAUCUUCUUCAGAGUUCAGACUCUGUUGCUUUCCCUGUUACAGACCUGUUGGUUACUAUGUGCAAUCGUAACAACGGGCAGGACCGCCCGCAAGUGGUAUCCUAUUUGGUUCAACAGCUCAAAAGUUGUAAAGUGGAGGGAGCAAUGACUGAUACUUGCCCAUUAUCAACUAUAUCUCACACUCUUGCCCUAGUUUUAAGUGAAGACAGUACAGCUAGAGAGAUUGCAGCAGCGAAUGGAGUAGUUUCUAUUGCAUUGGAUAUUCUUGAGCAAUUUAGACCAGUGAAGACUUCCCCGAAAGACGAAAUUCCUAAGUGGCUUACUGCGCUUUUGCUGGUUCUGGAUCACAUGCUGGUCUGUAAACUCAAGUUUUCUUCUGACCAACCAAGUGGAUCAGCGACUACGGCUGCUGGUAGCAAUAGCAUGGCUGUUAGUUCUGGUACCCCUGCGGCAGGCGUACAACUUGCUGAGGCUUUUAAUGAGCAGAACGAGUUGAAUUCAAGCCCAUUCAUUUCAGUGCUCGGGAAACCAUCUGGAUAUAUGACGAAGGAUGAGCUGAGAAGAGCAAUGUUCGUGGCUACUGGUUUUCUCCAGAUGCAGCUACCGUCCUCAACAGUGCAGGCAGUGCUUCAGCUAUGUGCCCGGCUGACUAAGUCGUACCCUAUUGCUGCUGCUUUCUUUGAUUCAGGUGGUUUGACUGCCCUUUUGAAUCUCCCACGGAGCUGCUUAUUUCCUGGAUUUGAUACAGUGGCAGCUGCUAUCAUCCGCCAUCUCCUCGAAGACCCUCAAACACUACAGCAAGCUAUGGAAUCAGAAAUUAAGCAUACACUCGGUGCAACACUAUCGAGGCACAAUGGUCGGGUUUCCCCUCGGAUGUUCUUGACUGCAAUGGCUCCUGUCGUGUCUCGUGACACUGCUAUUUUUAUGCAAGCGGCUUCUGUGGUUUGUCAAUUAGAAACAGUCGGUGGUCGUCCCACAAUUGUACUGGCCAAAGAAAAGGAGAAAGAGAAGGAUAAAGAGAAGGAGAAGGAGAGGGAGAAAGGGCAAGACAAGGUUUCAGAGAAGUCCAAGGGUGCCGACUUAGAUACAGGCACAAAAGCUCACGAAUCUGGGAAGAGCGGUAGAGGGCAUCAUCACAAGAAGGUUGUACCUCACAGCUUCUCAUUGGUCAUCGAGCAGUUGCUUGAUGUUAUUCUUCAUUAUCCUCCAGCCAUUAUCGAGCAGCUUCGUAAUAAGGAUGAAGAUUUGUCACCAAAGGAUGUUAGCUCUGCUAUGGACGUCGACUACACAGAAGUGAAGGACAAAGGGAAGGGCAAGGUUGAAGAUCUUGCAAGGUCAAAACCUGAAGCUGGUUCAGAUAUGUCAGAAAGUUCAGCUGCUUUAGCUAAAGUAACAUUUAUACUGAGGCUUAUGACUGACAUUAUCUUUAUGUACUCUUCGGCUGUAAAUGUUGUCCUUCGGAGGGACCUCGAGAGCAGCCAAGGGAGAGGUCCAUCACAGGGUGGUGUAGAUGCUGUUGGUCAUGGGGGUCUACUCUACCACAUUCUUCAUAGGUUGCUCCCUUAUCCAGGCGACAAGGCAAAUGACAAGUUGAAUGAAGAUGAAUGGAGGGAUAAGUUAUCAGAUAAGGCAGCCUGUUUUGUGAUGGCUGUUUGUGUAAGAUCUGGUGAAGGUAGGAGGAGAGUUGUGGUGGAGGUAGCACGUGCUCUUACAUCAGCCUCACCACCUUCAUCAGGGCUUGAUUCUGAAGUUUCGAAACCUUUGAAGUCUCCCAGCAGAAAAGUGCGAGCAUUUGUGGAUCUUGUUAAUUCAGUUCUUUCUUCGCAUUCUCCGGCUGGAAGUGCUCAACCCCCUGUAUUUUCACAAGAUAUGGCCAAAUCCAUGAUGGAUGCGGGUAUGGUGCAAGCACUUACUCGUACUCUUCAGGUGAUAGACCUGGACCACCCUGAUGCACCCAAGCUGGUGAACUCUAUAUUAAAAGCUCUUGAGGUUCUAACAAGGGCAGCUAGCAUGGCUGAUCGAAUUUAUGGGUCUGAUGGAGCUGCACCUAAGAAAUCUAUCGAAGAAAGCACUGAACAGCAGAUAGUCGAAACUGUCCAUGCUGAGACUGAAACUAGAACGGGUGAUGGUGUUCAGCCCCAGGCAAGGGAUGAAACAAUGCGGGAUUCCGUACCUCAAGAUACAUCGAUUCCAGAAGUAGGCCUUUCACUUGUUGACAGUGCAGAAAUUGCUCGCGAGGAGCAGAUGGAGCAUGACGACGGAUCAGAUCGAGAUCCUGCAGAAGAGGCUUGCCUUGAAGCAGAAGCUGAGGAAGAGUUCAUGCGUGAGGCAGCUGAGGAUGCUGCCGAGCUUGAAGGUGCUGCUGCUGUUAUGCAUUACAGGAUGGACCAUGGGCCAGAUGAUGAGAUCGUGGACGAGGAGGAUGAAGAUGAGGAGGAUAUGGAUGGCGAUGAGGGUGAGGAUGAUGGAGAGGAAGAGGAAGAAGAUGAAGAUGAAGAUGACAUGAAUGGUGAUGAAGAUAUGUUCAUGGAUGCAGGAGUACCGCACCUUUCGCCACCUGACACCGAUGUUGAGGACCAUGAAGACAAUGGCAUGGGUGAUGAAUAUGAAGAUAUGGUUCAGGAGGAGGAUGAAGAUGAGGAUGAUUGGCCUGAAGAUCGGGUUAUUGAGGUUAGGUGGCGUGAUGGCCUGACAGGGCUAAGCCAUGUUCAGGUCUUGGGGCAUACAGGUGCCAGCAAUUUAGUCGAUUUUCCAGGAGAUCCUUUUCAGGGAAUGAACAUGGAUGAUGUGUUUGGAACUUUCCGAAGGCCUGGAGGCAGCGAUCGUCGACGGACAACUACUUACCGACCAUUCCCGGAGCGAGCAGGUGGUGAGCGUGGUGGUGCUUUCCACCAUCCUCUGCUUACCAGGCCUUCCACAACCCCAGGUGGAGGUGUAAGUACAACAAUCACUAACAACUCGCUGUGGCCUAGCACCAGCAGUAUUGUUCGGGAUGCAGAGGCCAUGCUUGGAGGAAUUAGUGGAGGAGCCCUUGAUGUUACCCACUUCUACAUGUAUGAUGCGCCUAUGAUUAAUGAACAUACUGCGGAAGGGCUUUUUGGAGAGAGGGGACUAGGUGGUGCACCACCUCUUCUAGAUUUCCCAAUGGACCCAGUAUAUCUGAUGGGUAGACGAGGUGGGCGGACUGAGAGCCGUUUGAGUAGCUGGACUGAUGAUGGUCAACCACAAGCUGGUGCACAGGCUGCAGCUGUAGCACAAGCAAUUGAAGAACAGUUCGUUGAACAGCUUCGUCAACUUGUUCCCAGUGCCGAACCAGUGGCAGUCCAAUCCCCAGUGCAUUUGAACACUUCUGCUGCCGUGGAAUCCGCAGAGGCAAGAGGUAUGAAUGCUGCACAUAACAUUGUUGGAGAAGCUCCGCAACUGACUCAGAAUAUUUUGGGUGAGCAGCCUGCAGAAGUGAUACCCGAGCCACCCAAUGACGGUGGUGUUGGGAGCACAAGGCGUGACGUGAGCGGGAGGUUAGACAGUGGAAGUGCGACUGUUAACCAAAGAACUACUGAUCUUGAUGUUCAAAUGCAAGACGAAAGGAGUGAACCCGUGGCCCGGGACACAGAGGCUAACAGUCAAGACAGUGGAGGAAGUGGGGCUACUGUUGGGGAAAGUCUUCGUAGUUUGGAGGUUGAGAUAGGCAGCGCUGAUGGUCACGAUGAAGGAGAUCGUCAUCCUGGGCCAGAGAGAUUAGUUGCUAGUGAGUUGCAGCCUUCUGGGGGAGUUGAGAGGGUUAGGAGUAGUUCUAGAAGAUCUGAACAGGGAGGGGAUAUUGAUGAAGACAUGGAAGGUGCAGGUACAACUGGCCAGCAACAGGAAGGUGGAGAAAGUGUUGAUGAAAGACCAAGCAACCAAAGUGGAGAACAAGUGGUCGCUCCAACUGCUGCAAGUGGUGAAGGUCAGAAUUCACAAAGAAAUAGGGAGGGACCUGAUGCAAGUAUGAGUUCCAUUGAUCCAACCUUUCUGGAGGCUUUGCCUGCUGACCUUCGUGCAGAGGUCCUAUCUCAGCAAAAUCCUCGAGCUGUGAGACCACCAAAUCCUGCACCCCUUUCGCCACCAGAAGAAAUUGAUCCCGAGUUUCUUGCUGCCUUGCCCCCUGAUAUUCAGGCGGAAGUUUUAGCGCAACAGCGUGCUCAGCGGGCCGUGAUAGCCCAGACAAUAGAGGGUCAGCCAGUGGAUAUGGACAGUGCAUCCAUUAUUGCUACCUUCCCAGCUGAACUUCGUGAAGAGGUUUUGCUAACAUCCUCAGAGGCUGUUAUAUCUGCCUUACCUCCGGCACUUAUAGCCGAAGCUCAACUUCUACGUGAGAGAGCUAUGAACCAAUAUCAGGCAAGGGGUCUUUUUGGAGGUGCUACGCAUCGUAUCACUCACAGACGCAACAAUCUAGGAAGCGGAACAGGAGCUGGAACAGCUACUAUAGGUCGUAGUUUGGGAGCAGGGGCUGGACUGGUAGUAGGUCGUAGACCAGCUGCUCUUAGCAGUAAUUCAAAAAUUAAGGAAGCUGAAGGCAAGCCUCUUGUGGACACGGCUGCAUUGAAAGCGUUGCUGCGUCUUCUAAGAUUGGCACAGCCCCUGGGGAAGGGCCUUCUACAGCGACUGCUUUUGAAUUUGUGUGCUCAUAGUGUGACUCGCCUGACGUUGCUGCAACUUUUGCUGGAUAUGUUACGUCCGGAAGCAGAGGGCAUUUUCAUCGGGGGCAUAUCUGCUGAUGGUGCCCAAUCUCAGCGUUUGUAUGGUUGUCAAUGGAAUGUCGUGUAUGCACGAUCACAGAUGUCAGAUGGAAUACCACCUUUGGUGUCGCGACGGGUCCUUGAGAUUUUGACUUACUUAGCACGAAACCACGCCCCUGUAGCUAACCUGCUUUUGUAUCUGGAGCCUUUGAGACAACCUGCUGCAGCUCCUGCAGAGGAUUCUCCUCAAAAAGGCAAGGAGAAAGGGAAAGCCAAGAUUGUUGAAAUACCUGCAGAUGCCUCAGAGAAGCGUAAGGUGAAAGGAGAAAGUCCCCUUAUUUUGCUUCUGAAACUGUUGAAUCAGCCUCUUUACUCUCGAAGCAGUGCUCACUUGGAGCAGGUAAUGGGGUUGCUUGAAGUCGUUACAAGCAAUGCUGGGGCUAAAGCAGAAUUGAAGCCCAAGGUGAAGGCUAACGAGGGUCGUUCUCAACCUGCAAGUGCUGAUGCAGCUCCUGCUGAAACGGCUCCAAUCGGAUUGGCUACGACUUCCUCCUCUGGCACACCAUCUGCACCGUCAGGUGGAGAGGCGGAGACAGUUACAAGCAUGGUUGUUUCUGAUGUAGACACUGAUGCUCCAAGAUCUGAAGCCUUGCCUGAUUCUAGAGGUUCCAAUGAGGAAGAUGUGGGGCCUUCAACUUUAGGUUCAGGUCACAAAUGGAACGCAUGCACUAUUCUUGCAAACCUGCCUGAACCAGAGCUUCGGAAUUUGUGCAAACUUCUUGCCCAGGAAGGACUGUCAGAUACUGCCUACACGCGCGUCGCAGAGGUGUUGAAGAAACUUGCGACUGCAGCUCCAAACCAUCGCCGACUAUUUGUGGCUGAACUAGCCGUGGCCGCUAGACAUCUCAGUGGUCCUGCUGUGGAAGAACUCCAUCGAUUAGGUGAUGCUGAGACGGUUGCUGUGAGCACCACAUCUAUGGCUGGGGCAGCCAUACUUAGGGUACUCCAGGCACUUAGUGCUCUUACCACAGGUAUUGGGAAUACAUCUGAACAGGACGUUGGUGGGGAAGAGAAAGAGCUGGAAGACCUGUUGUUAGUGAGAGAUUUGAAUGGAGGAUUGGAGAUGUUAUGGCAGGGAUUGAGUGUUUGUGUUGGGAAGAUCGAGGGUCGGCUUGGCAACUCCACUGCCCUUGGUGAUCCCUCUUCGAGUGCCAGUUCUGUACCAGCGGCUGUUGUUGGCGCAAGCCCUGGUAGUGUGGCUCCUCCUCUUCCACCAGGGACUCAGAAGCUGCUUCCUUUCGUGGAAGCAUUUUUUGUAUUGUGUGAAAAGUUUAAGUCAGGCGCCUCUCAGUCUGGACAAAAUGAGCCUCACAGUGCAACUGCAAGUGAGAUAAAGGAAGCAGAAGCUUCGCUUUCGACCGAUUUAAUCCUUUCUCCUCCCUCCCCUCGGUCUCCUCGACAUUUUCAAAAACCUUGGAAACCUGAUAGCGAAAAGACAAUGACGUUCAUAAGAUUCGCUGAUAAGCAUCGGCGGUUAUUGAACGCUUUUGUUCGUCAAAAUCCAGGAUUGCUUGAAAAGUCCCUUUGCCUCCUGUUGAAAACCCCUCGAUUGAUCGACUUCGAUAAUAAGCGGGCAUAUUUUCGAUCUCGGAUCCGACAGCAACACGAACAACAACACUACUCUCCACUUCGAAUCUGUGUUAGGCGGGCAUACGUGCUUGAGGACUCAUAUAAUCAGCUGCGAAUGAGAACCCCUGAUGAGUUGAAGGGUCGGCUCACUGUUCAAUUUCAAGGCGAGGAAGGUAUUGAUGCUGGUGGUUUAACCCGUGAGUGGUAUCAGUUGCUGUCCCGCGUGACAUUUGACAAAGGGGCUCUCUUAUUUACGACUGUUGGGAAUGAAUCUACCUUCCAACCCAAUCCAAAUUCAGUUUAUCAAACGGAGCACCUGUCAUACUUCAAGUUCGUUGGUCGCGUGGUUGCCAAGGCAUUGUUCGACGGUCAAUUGCUUGACGUGUACUUCACACGAUCCUUUUAUAAGCAUAUUCUAGGAGUUAAAGUUACUUAUCAUGAUAUCGAGGCGAUUGAUCCAGACUACUUCAAGAAUCUGAAGUGGAUAUUAGAGAACGACGUCAGCGAUAUUGUGGGCUUGACUUUUAGCAUGGAUGCUGAUGAAGAGAAGCAUAUUUUGUACGAGAAAACUGAGGUGACGGACUUUGAACUUAUCCCUGGUGGUCGCGACAUUCGGGUGACAGAGGAAAAUAAGCAUGAAUAUGUGGACAAGGUUGCAGAGCAUCGCCUGACUACUGCUAUUCGACCGCAAAUAAAUGCUUUUAUGGAAGGUUUCAACGAGCUUGUUUCACGAGAUCUCAUUUCUAUCUUCAAUGAUAAGGAACUGGAGCUUCUCAUCAGUGGCCUGCCAGAGAUAGAUUUGGAGGAUUUGAAGGCCAAUACCGAGUAUACAGGAUACACUGCAGCAUCGCCAGUAAUUCAAUGGUUCUGGGAUGUUGUGCGAUCUUUCAGCAAGGAGGAUAUGGCUCGUCUCUUGCAAUUUAUUACCGGCACUUCCAAGGUGCCAUUGGAGGGUUUUCGAGCGUUGCAGGGUAUAUCAGGUCCGCAACGGUUUCAGAUUCAUAAAGCCUACGGCGCACCCGAACGGCUACCCUCUGCUCAUACUUGCUUUAAUCAGCUGGAUCUACCUGACUAUGCUACAAAAGAGCAGCUGCAGGAUCGGUUGUUAUUGGCAAUACAUGAGGCCAGCGAAGGAUUUGGUUUUGGUUAAUAGCUAUAUGAUGGCGAUGCUUGUUGGUACUAGUGACAUAAUAUUCUUAGUUGUCUAUUUGGGGUCUGCGUAAAUACUGUUGUAAUUGUGUCUAAACUGGCUCAAUUUCUUGUUCUCAGUGAUGAGACGAAGUAUCUGUACUCAUCAAUUUGUCUCUUUCAUUUCUUCUUUGAGAUGUUGUCAUUUUCUUAAUGGUGACUUCUGCUGGAUCAGAGACUUCGGCCGAACAGCGAACAGUGCAGCAAGACUGACGUAUUCAGUAGGA